AUGUGCUUCUACAAACCUUCGUCUCUGAAGCCCUGGGCCUUCAGUCCGUCGCAGGAAGUGGUUCCUCGUCCUCAGGUGGUCUUCCUUCAACCCGUCGUCCCGCAGAGACCCGCCCCGGUGCACAAGGGACCCCUGUCUAAACGCCGUCGGCACAGAAAGUACCUCCCUAUCCUCAAAUCCUACCCUAAAAUCGCUCCUCAUCCGGAGACGCGGCGCUGUGCAGUUACCAGCGCUCUUCCAGCGUCCGUCGAGUCACAUGCGGCCAAACACAGACCCGAAUCCUCAGACGGGACACUUAAUGCACACUCCUUUAAAUCAGACAAGAUCAAGCGCUUCUGCAACACGUACAACAUCCUCCGCAGGUCAGGGCUGCUGGACAUCACGCUGCGCACGAAAGAGCUGAUCCGGCAGAACCGGCGGACGCAGACGGAGCUGGAUCUCCUGCGAGAACACACCGACCUGUUCAUGCAAGCGCUGCAGACCGGAGACUCGUCCAUCUGGAGCCGGCUGAGGACGAACAUGCAAGAGGACGACCGAGGGAAGGACAGGACGCCGCCAGACCCAGAGAACAUGAAGUGACACCAAGACGAUAUUCAGACGAUAUGUGACCCCGGAGCACAAAACCAGACUAAAAGCUGAAUAGAUCAUCUCUCCAUUGAUGAGUGGUUUGUUCGGAGGAUUAAUACAAAUACAGUUUUCUUUCUCUUGUUUUAGAUUUGAAAUAUGACUGGCUCAUGUUCUGUGGGAUCCAUAUCUGUAUUUUGAGAACUAAUAAGGUGAAUUGUUUUUAUACUGUUUUGUUGAGGAGUGUUGGACGAGUGCUGUGAGUCUGUCAGAGAAGAACACAUCGUGUUUGUUUGUGAUGAUGAAUAAUGAAGAAUGCUCUCUGUGGUUAUCAGCUCUCAUCUGGCCUUACUCAGUGACGCUUCAUUCUUCAAACGUAGAGCUCAGGCUUUCUUUGGCAGCUUCUCAUUACCACUAGCUCCGAAAGCAUUGCUUUACUCCAGGAGCUUGUUCUGCACGUGUAGGUGCUCAGAUGAC
Molecule: messenger RNA, 1041 nt
Organism: Carassius auratus (goldfish)
Lineage: Eukaryota; Metazoa; Chordata; Actinopteri; Cypriniformes; Cyprinidae
Product: CLOCK-interacting pacemaker-like
Exons: 3
Coding region: 1-579 (192 amino acids)
Biological process (GO): negative regulation of DNA-templated transcription; negative regulation of circadian rhythm
Cellular component (GO): nucleus
Source: RefSeq, a predicted model, not a curated record